Messenger RNA from Pseudoliparis swirei, 9251 nucleotides. It is a transcript of the gene sptbn1, whose product is annotated as spectrin, beta, non-erythrocytic 1. Bases 811 to 7881 code for a protein of 2356 amino acids. The transcript is spliced from 43 exons. Gene Ontology annotation, biological process: protein localization to plasma membrane; actin cytoskeleton organization. Gene Ontology annotation, molecular function: actin filament binding; phospholipid binding; structural constituent of cytoskeleton. The record is from RefSeq and is a predicted model, not a curated record. Gene Ontology annotation, cellular component: plasma membrane; cortical actin cytoskeleton; cell junction. Lineage: Eukaryota; Metazoa; Chordata; Actinopteri; Perciformes; Liparidae.
ACUGCUGCUGCACGCAGGAGGACAAACCCACGCUUUCAUUCUCCACCUCCCAUCUCUUCCUCUGCUUCCUCUCACUGUAGCGCCGUCUGCUCCAGCUCCUCAUUGGGCUGCCUCCUCCUCAGGAGUGUGUGUGUGUGUCUGUGUGUGUGAACGGAGGAUGGGUGGAUUUCUGAAAGAAGGGACGGCGUGAGAUCAGAAGACAUUGACAGAUGGAUGGAUGGGGCGGAAACAGACGCAUGAUGCUGCCACCGCGGUGCGUCUGCUGAGCCAGCAAUUUCACACUGGUGAAACACCGAAAGAGAGAGAGAGAGGAGCUCUGCAGUUGAUCUCCUAUGUCGCUUGCCCUCCAUCGCUUAGUCCUGCUGACUUGAAGGCGUCGAGGAAGUCUUCCUGUCUCCGUUGAGACUAAACGGCCAAAUCUGGAACUAUUUCGCCACAAUACCACGAGCAGCUGUGGGGUUGAAGCUCAGGUCUGAUUCACUUUAUUCACUUACAAGCUCACGUGGAAACUGGUUUUACAGUUUUUUUUAAACCGGACACCAGCGUUAACUCCACUGAAGCUUCACGUUGCCGAAGAGGACUUCAUCCGGUUUGGAACUGAACGUUUAUUGUCCCGGACUCCACUUUAAUCCUGUUGAAACUCAAAGCUCUUUGCUCUACUCUGAAUCCCCCCCCCCUCACACACACUUGAAGGCGAUUCAGUUCAUCUGGGAACUCUUUCAGCCGACUCUGAAACUGAGCUGAUAUUUCUCCUCCGAGUUUCUCCCCCGAUGCCUUUGUGGACUGUUUGUUUCAUUUAAAAUCAUCAUCAUGGAGCUUCAGAGCGCCACCGCCAGCGGCCUCCCCGGGCCCCUGUCCCCGACUUUGGACUACGCCUUGUCCCCGAUGUCGGACGGCCCUUCUCAUGGCACCAGCCCCAACCUCAGCCCCGGGUUCUCGAGCCAGGCGGCCUUCAACUACAACCAGCUGGAGGGGAGGUUCAAACAGCUCCAAGAUGAGCGCGAGGCGGUGCAGAAGAAGACCUUCGUCAAGUGGGUGAACUCUCACCUGUCCAGGGUUUCCUGUCGGAUCACCGACCUCUACAUGGACCUGAGGGACGGGCGCAUGCUCAUCAAGCUGCUGGAGGUCCUGUCGGGAGAGAAGCUGCCCAAACCCACCAAGGGCCGCAUGAGGAUCCACUGCCUGGAGAACGUGGACAAGGCUCUGCAGUUCCUGAAGGAGCAGAGGGUCCACCUGGAGAACAUGGGCUCCCACGACAUCGUGGACGGGAACCACCGCCUCACCCUGGGGCUCAUCUGGACCAUCAUCCUCCGCUUCCAGAUCCAGGACAUCCGAGUGGAGACGGAGGACAACAAGGAGAAGAAGUCGGCUAAAGACGCUCUGCUGCUCUGGUGUCAGAUGAAGACGGCCGGAUAUCCAAACGUCAACAUCCACAACUUCAGCACCAGCUGGAGGGACGGGAUGGCCUUCAACGCCAUCGUCCACAAACACAGACCGGACCUGAUCGACUUUGAUAAGCUGAAGAAAUCCAACGCUCACCACAACCUGCAAAAUGCCUUCAACCUGGCCGAGCAGCACCUGGGCCUCACCAAGCUGCUGGAUGCCGAGGACAUCAGUGUGGACCACCCCGAUGAGAAGUCCAUCAUCACCUACGUGGUGACCUACUACCACUACUUCUCCAAGAUGAAGGCGCUGAAGGUGGAGGGGAAGAGAAUCGGCAAGGUUCUGGACAACGCCAUCGAGACGGAGAAGAUGGUUGACAAGUACGAGUCUCUGGCGUCGGACCUGCUGGAGUGGAUCGAGCAGACCAUCAUCAUCCUCAACAACAGGAAGUUCGCCAACUCUCUGGUGGGCGUGCAGCAGCAGCUGCAGGCCUUCAACACCUACCGCACGGCAGAGAAACCGCCCAUGUUCACAGAGAAGGGGAACCUGGAGGUUCUUCUGUUCACCAUCCAGAGCAAGAUGAGAGCCAACAACCAGAAGGUUUACACUCCUCGAGAAGGAAAGCUCAUCUCCGACAUCAACAAGGCGUGGGAGCGUCUGGAGAAGGCGGAGCACGAGCGGGAGCUCGCUCUGAGGACGGAGCUGAUUCGCCAGGAGAAGCUGGAGCAGCUGGCGCGGCGCUUCGACCGCAAAGCCGCCAUGAGGGAGACGUGGCUGAGCGAGAACCAGCGGCUCGUCUCCCAGGAUAACUUUGGAUUUGACCUCCAAGCCGUAGACGCUGCUACUAAGAAGCAUGAAGCCAUAGAAACAGACAUAGCCGCCUACGAGGAGCGAGUCAAGGCGGUGGUUUCCGUGGCGAGGGAGAUGGAGUCUGAGAAUUACCAUGACAUCAAACGCAUCACGGCCAGGAAGGACAACGUGAUCCGGCUGUGGGAGUACCUGCUAGAGCUGCUGAAGGCCCGCCGGCUGAGACUGGAGCUGACGCUGGGCCUGCAGAGAGUCUUCCAGGAGAUGCUCUACAUCAUGGACUGGAUGGAUGAGAUGAAGAUGAUGCUGCUCUCUCAGGACUACGGGAAGCACCUGCUGGGCGUGGAGGACCUGCUUCAGAAGCACGCUCUGGUGGAGGCCGACAUCAGCGUCCAGGCCGACCGAGUCCGCAACGUCAACCGCAACGCUCAGAAGUUCGCCGACGACAUGGAGGGUUAUAAACCCUGCGAUCCUCAGAUCAUCAGGGACCGCGUCGCUCACAUGGAUUUCUGCUACCAGGAGCUGAGUCAGCUGGCGGCUGAGCGGCGAGCUCGCCUCGAGGAGUCCCGCCGCCUCUGGAAGUUCUUCUGGGAAAUGGCCGAAGAGGAGGGCUGGAUCCGGGAGAAGGAGCAGAUCCUGUCCUCCGAGGAUUACGGGAAGGAUCUGACGGGUGCGCUGCGACUGCUGAGUCAGCACAAAGCCUUCGAGGACGAGAUGAGCGGCCGAGCCGGCCACCUGCAGCAGACCAUCAAACAGGGCGAGGAGCUGGUGGCCAACAACCACUUCGGAGCCGACAAGAUCAAAGAGCGCAUCCAGGACGUCCAGGAGCAGUGGGCGGCUCUGGAGCGUCUCUCCGCCGUCCGCAAAGCUCGUCUGCAGGAAGCCUGCAACCAGCACCAGUUCCAGGCCGACGCCGACGACAUCGACACGUGGAUGUUGGACGUGCUGCGCAUCGUCUCCAGCGUGGACGUCGGCCACGACGAGUUCUCCACGCAGGCUCUGGUGAAGAAACACAAGGACGUGUCCGAGGAGAUCCGCAGCUACCGGCCCGUCAUCGAGGCGCUGCACGAGCAGUCUCGCACGCUCCCACCCGAGAAGGCCAACUCUGAGGAGGUCCAGACCCGGCUGGCGGGCAUCGAGGAGCGCUACAAGGAGGUGGUGGAGCUGACGCGCCUCCGCAAGCAGGCGCUGCAGGACGCUCUGGCGCUCUACAAGAUGCUGACGGAGGCCUGCGCCUGCGAGGUUUGGAUCGACGAGAAGGAGCAGUGGCUCAACAGCAUGGACAUCCCCGAGAAGCUGGAGGACUUGGAGGUCGUGCAGCACCGGUUUGAGAGUCUGGAGCCGGAGAUGAACAACCAGGCGUCCCGGGUCGCCGUGGUGAACCAGGUCGCAAGGCAACUGGUCCACUGCGGACAUCCCAGCGAGAAGGAGAUCAAAACCCAGCAGGACAAACUCAACACCAGGUGGAGUCAGUUCAGAGACCUGGUGGACCAGAAGAAGGACAGCCUGAGCUCAGCUCUGGGAGUCCAGAACUACCACCUGGAGUGCAACGAGACCAAGUCCUGGAUCAAAGAGAAGACCAAGGUGAUCGAGUCCACCCAGGAGCUCGGGAACGACCUGGCCGGCGUCAUGGCGCUGCAGAGGAAGCUGACGGGGAUGGAGCGCGACCUCGCCGCCAUCGAGGACACGCUGGGCGACCUGGGCAAAGAGGCCGACCGCCUGGCCUCGGAACACCCGGAGCAGUCCGAGGCCAUCAAGGGCCGUCUGGACGGCAUCACCGGCGUCUGGGGCGAGAUGAAGGACACCAUGAAGAACCGCGAGGAGUCCCUGGGCGAGGCCAGCAAGCUGCAGCAGUUCCUGCGCGACCUGGACGACUUCCAGUCGUGGCUGUCGCGGACGCAGACUGCCAUCGCCUCGGAGGACAUGCCCAACGCGCUGGCCGAGGCCGAGAAGCUGCUGGCCCAGCACGAGAACAUCAAGAACGAGAUCCGCAACUACGAGGAGGACUACCAGAAGAUGCGCGACAUGGGCGAGAUGGUGACGCAGGGCCAGACGGACGCGCAGUACAUGUUCCUGCGGCAGCGGCUGCAGGCGCUCGACACCGGCUGGAACGAGCUGCACAAGAUGUGGGAGAACCGGCAGAACCUGCUGUCCCAGUCGCACGCCUACCAGCUGUUCCUCCGGGACACCAAGCAGGCCGAGGCCUUCCUCAACAACCAGGAGUACGUGCUGGCUCACACCGAGAUGCCCACCACUCUGGAGGGGGCCGAGGGCGCCAUCAAGAAGCAGGAGGACUUCAUGACCACCAUGGACGCCAACGAGGAGAAGAUCAUCGGCGUGGUCGACACCGGGCGCCGCCUGGUGACCGACGGCAACAUCAACGCGGAGCGCGCCCAGGAGAAGGUGGACUCCAUCGACCAGAGACACAAGAAGAACAGAGCGGCUGCCAGCGACCUGCAGUCGAGGCUGAGGGACAACAGAGACCUGCAGAGGUUUUUGCAGGACUGCCAGGAGCUGUCCCUGUGGAUCAACGAGAAGAUGCUGACGGCUCAGGACAUGUCGUACGACGAGGCCAGGAACCUCCACAGCAAAUGGCUGAAGCACCAGGCCUUCAUGGCCGAGCUGCAGUCCAACAAGGAGUGGCUGGACAAGAUCGACAAGGACGGGCAGGAGCUGAUGGCGGAGAAGCCGGAGACGGAGGCCAUGGUGAAGGAGAAGCUGGCGUCCCUGAAGACCAUGUGGGAGGAGCUGGAGUCGACCACGAAGGCGAAGGCCAAGUGCCUGUUCGACGCCAACAAGGCGGAGCUGUUCACGCAGAGCUGCGCCGACAUCGACAAGUGGCUGGGCGGCCUGGACGGCCAGCUGCAGUCCGACGACUACGGCAAAGACCUCACCUCCGUCAACAUCCUGCUGAAGAAGCAGCAGAUCCUGGAGAGCCAGGUGGAGGUGCGUCAGAAGGAGGUGGGGGAGCUGCAGGGCCAGUCGCAGGUCCUCAGCCAGGAGGGCAAGGGCUCCGAGGAGGUGGACGGCCAGAGGAUCGGCGUGGAGAAGAAGUUCCAGUCCCUCCAGGACCCGCUGAAGAAGAGGCGGGACAACCUCAUGGCCUCCCGUGAGAUCCACCAGUUCAACCGCGACAUGGAGGAUGAGAUCCUGUGGGUGGAAGAGAGGAUGGCGUUGGCCACGUCCACCGACCACGGAAACAACCUGCAGACGGUGCAGCUGCUCAUCAAGAAGAACCAGACCCUGCAGAAGGAGAUCCAGGGCCACCAGCCGCGCUACGACGACAUCUUCGAGCGCAGCCAGCACGUGCUGCGGGAGAGCAGCCCGACGGCCGAGGUCAUCCGGCAGCGCCUCGCCGAGCUGCAAGCGCUCUGGGAGCAGAUCCGCAAGGAGACGGAGAAGCGGCACACCCGGCUCAGCGAGGCCCACGAGGCCCAGCAGUACUACUUUGACGCCGCCGAGGCCGAGGCCUGGAUGAGCGAACAGGAGCUCUACAUGAUGUCGGAGGAGAAGGCCAAGGACGAGCUGAGUUCGGUGGCCAUGCUGAAGAAGCAUCAGAUCCUGGAGCAGGCCGUGGAGGACUACGCCGAUGCCGUCCACCAGCUGUCCAGCACCAGCCGGGGCCUGGUGGCCAUCGAGCACCCCGACAGCGAGCGUAUCGGCAUGCGUCAGUCUCAGGUGGACAAGCUGUACGCCGGGCUGAAGGACUUGUCGGAGGAGCGCCGGGGGAAGCUGGACGAGCGCCUGCGUCUCUUCCAGCUGAACCGGGAAGUGGACGACCUGGAGCAGUGGAUCGCCGAGAGGGAGGUGGUGGCCGGCUCCCACGAGCUGGGCCAGGACUACGAGCACGUCACCAUGCUGCAGGAGCGCUUCAGAGAGUUCGCCCGCGACACCGGGAACAUCGGCCAGGAGCGCGUGGACACCGUCAACCAGCAGGCGGACGAGCUGAUCAACACGGGCCACGGCGACGCCGCCACCAUCGCCGAGUGGAAGGACGGCCUGAACGAGGCCUGGGCCGACCUGCUGGAGCUCAUCGACACGCGCACGCAGAUCCUCGCCGCCUCCUACGAGCUGCACAAGUUCUACAACGACGCCAAGGAGAUCCUCAACCGCAUCCUGGACAAGCACAAGAAGCUGCCGGAGGAGCUGGGCCGCGACCAGAACACCGUGGAGACCCUGCAGAGGAUGCACACCACCUUCGAGCACGACAUCCAGGCACUGGGCAUGCAGGUGCGGCAGCUCCAGGAGGACGCCAUCCGCCUGCAGUCGGCGUACGCCGGAGACAAAGCCGACGACAUUCAGAAGAGGGAGGGAGAGGUCCUCGAGGCCUGGAAGCACCUGAUGGAGGCGGCGGAGGGCCGCCGGGUGAAGCUGGUCGAGACCGGAGACAAGUUCCGCUUCGUCAGCAUGGUGCGCGACCUGAUGCUGUGGAUGGAGGACGUCAUCCGCCUGAUCGAGGCCCAGGAGAAGCCCCGGGACGUGUCGUCGGUGGAGCUGCUCAUGAACAACCACCAGGGCAUCAAGGCGGAGAUCGACGCCCGCAACGACAGCUUCACGGCCUGCAUCGAGCUGGGCAAGGCGCUGCUGGCCAGGAAGCACUACGCCUCAGAGGAGAUUAAAGAAAAGUUGUUACAGUUGACGGACAAGAGGAAAGACAUGAUUGACAAGUGGGAGGACCGAUGGGAGUGGCUGAGACUGGUCCUGGAGGUGCACCAGUUCUCCCGGGACGCGGGCGUGGCGGAGGCGUGGCUGCAGGGUCAGGACCCCUACCUGUCCAGCAGGGAGAUCGGCCAGAACGUGGACGAGGUGGAGAAGCUCAUCAAACGCCACGAGGCCUUCGAGAAGUCGGCCGCCACCUGGGAGGAGCGCUUCUCCGCCCUGGAGAGGCUGACCACGAUGGAGUUAUUGGAAGUGCGAAGAAUGCAAGAGGAAGAAGAGAAGAGGAGACAACCCCCGCCCACUGAGGAGCAGCAGCUUGGCGACGCUGCAGCGCAGCACAGGGAGGGCGAGCUGGUGUCUCAGAACGGGCUGCCGUCCGAUCAGGAGUCCCCGAUGGACGGCGAAGGUGGAGAGGUGGUCAACGGCGUGUCGGAGCCCAGCCCCACGGGGUCUCCCGGGGCCGCUCGCAAGGCCAAGGCCAGCCAGGCGGCGACCCUGCCGGCCAAGUCGCAGCAGGACGCCCCCACGUCCCAGCUGGAGAGCUUCCUGCACCGCAAGCACGAGUGGGAGGGGCACAACAAGAAGGCUUCGAGCAGGUCGUGGCACAACGUGUACUGUGUGAUCAACCAGCACGAGAUGGGCUUCUACAAGGAUCAGAAGAGCGGCAGUCAGGGCAUCCCCUACCACAGCGAGAUCCCCGUCAGCCUGAAGGACGCCGUCUGCGAGGUGGCGCUGGACUACAAGAAGAAGAAGCACGUCUUCAAGCUCAAGAUUACCGAUGGGAAUGAGUAUCUCUUCCAAGCCAAAGAUGACGAGGAGAUGAACCUGUGGAUCUCGGCCAUCUCGACCGCCAUGGCGUGCGACAAGGCGGAGGUGACGCCCAGCAGCCACAGCACGCCCGCCCCGGCCGCACGCGCUCAGACGCUGCCGGCCUCCGUCGCCGUGACGGCGACGCCGGCGCCGGAGUCCAGCCCGGGCAAACGAGAGAAAGACAAGGAGAAGCGCUUCAGUCUGUUCAGCAAGAAGAAAUAGACACUCCCCCCCCCCCCCAACACACACACACCACCCCCCUCCUCCUCAUUCCUCUGGUGCUGUUUGGGGUCGCUCCUCAUUGUCGAUCCAUCCCUGGUCAAAUAUUUGUUGAAGAUGUCCGUGUCAAUAGAGCGCAUAUUUGAUUUAGAGUAGAUAAUUCUGUAAUAACUAAAAACUAGAAUAACUGCUCGACGUGUCAUUAAAUUUACUUCUAGAUGGAUUCAAAUGUAACUCUAAACUUUUAGUCUUAACAUGAAAAUAUGAAAUGAAGACGAGUCGAUCGCUUCGUCGGCCGUCUGCGUUCCCAUGUGGCUCAUCUGGACAGUCGGAGCAGAAGUCCCAAACAGCCUCUCUUUCCCGCUUCCUUCUAUUCUUUCUUCCUCCUCUUCCUCUCUCAAAAGCGUGACUCCAGCAUGCAAGCUCCGAGCCAAAACUCUCCACUCUGUGCCUAUCAACCGUCCGGUCUGGCUCAGAGCUUCAGUACAACAGCUACAAUACACCAACCUGUGUCCUCGGUUCAGUUUUUAUUUGAUUUUUUGUAAGAUGAGCAGGGGGGGAAAAACGAAUUAAAAAAAUACAAAAAUAAAAAAGAUCGGAUUGAAAGAAAACUAAUUUUAAUUGAGGUCUGCAAACACUUCAGGCAGCUGCUGUCGAGAAGAGAAUAAAACCAGAGUUUGCCGCUGAACAACAACAACACGCUGUAGAGGAGUUCCCCACAUAUUCCUGUUUAUUAUUCUUAUUGCUAUAUUUUGUGUUUUCUAUCUCCUACUGUUUUUGUGUUUGUUUUCUCUCCAUCAUCCCAGCUUUUCGUCGACUACUGCCUUUUUCGUGGGUUGUGUUUACGCUCCUGAGUCGUCUCGGUUUCUUUUGUUUAGCUCCUGUUCGGGUCCAUCCUCAGAUUUUUGCGAGGCCUUGUCUUUGCGAGAUGACGUGUAUCCCUCUGUUCGUGGGGUAAACCUCGGAAAUUACACCUCACACACGUUUUUAUCGUUUGAGCCGAAAUGCCUGAAACUAUACAAAAGUGUAAAAAGUGCCGAUUUAAUGCGGCGAAAACGGUUUCAAACCUUUAAAAGAGCGGGAAAAUCAAGUUUCAACGUACAAAACUCUAGCGCACUAAACAGCUUUAUUUUUAUUUUUAGUAACUCUGCUUUUCUGUUGGUUAAUUGUGUGCAAUAAAACCUGUGAGAAGCUUAAACACCAUCGUUACGUUCUGUUAAGUUCUGGUGCUGUCUAAUUCCUGCAGCUUCACACGAGAGAUAAAAAGAUGCAUAAAGUGGCUGUAAUAUGGAGCGUUACCCUGCGGUGCUUUGAACUGUUUGUAUAACUUGUGUAUAACAAACUGUUAAAGAAUAAACCUGUGUUUAAUUUCA